ACCAUGGCUUCUGCGGAAGACUGCAGGGAGGCCGUCGCCAUGAUGCAGGAGGCACUGAGUCUCAUGGUUGAGGGUACCAUCGACGAUGCAUCCGUGGAACGCUGGACCAACGUCAUUGUACCCGAUCACAUCGCUACCUUCGAGCGUCUCUUGGAGACACCAGGGCUAAGUGUGCCAGAGAGACAGAAGUACUAGUCUACAGUGGCACUCCUGCAUACCAUGCCACAUAGAAUUUCUGUCAAGCGUGGUGGAAGCCUCUAGCAGCCAAGUGUAGCUUGGAACGAAGUGAAGUCGGCUUUUGCGAGUCGUAUCAGAUCGGGUGUGAUCACGAACAUGAGACAUCUGGACAUAACCACGUUCAUGGAUAACGCUAGAGCUCUCUUCGCCUCGCAGAUCGAGCUCGCGCUCCGUGAACACAAUGCUGUAAAAGUGAAUACAGUGCUGGCAGCCGAGUAAGUGAUCGUCAAGAAUGACGAGGAAACGAAGGACAUCAAGUACUUCAACACGAAGAGUAAGUCGAUUGAUCAGACCACUGACUUGAACGAGUGGUUCUCCGCGAAAGUCCAACAGCCCAUUGAACGCGACAUGGAAGAAUUCCAAGAGCGAGAUCCGGCUGGACCCUGCAUUCCAUUCUGAACUUGUCGGUGAAUGUGAACAAGUUGAAUCCGAUGAGAGGAAACUCCUACAUCGAUCUACCAUCCCUCAUCAAGUCGAAGCACGCAUGCGUCAACGUUAAAAACAACGACAACCAGUGUUUCAAGUGGGCUGUGCUAUCCGCGCUGCAUCCAGUACAAUAUCAUGUAGAUAGAGUUUCAAAGUACCAGGAAUUCGCGGACGAAUUACUUUGAGGUUAUUGACUUCCCAGUGCCGCCGAAACAUAUCGUCAAGUUCGAGAAGAUCAAGUCAAGUUCAGAACGACGUGUCGGUGAACUUGUACAUACUCAAAAAGAGGGGUGAGAAAUUUGAAGUGUCUCCGUGCCACGUGACGGCGUCGAAGAAGAUCAAACACGUCAAUCUUCUCUUCGUGCAAGAUUACUACGUGGACGAGGACGACGACAACGACGACGACGACGAUGACGACAUCGAGCUAUUGCCUAAAUUCCACUAUGUGUUGAUAAAAGACCUGUCGAGGCUAGUGAGUGCGCAGUUGUCGAAUCGAACACACAAACAAUAUAUCUGUGAAAGGUGCCUCCAUUACUUUCGUAAUCAAUUAAAACUGCGGGCUCACGAGGUCGACUGCGCACAAGUCAAUCAAUGCAAAUUGAAACUGCCCACGAAACACGACAACAUCCUUAAGUUCAAGAACUUUGGGCACAGAGAGCGAGUGCCUUUCGUCGUCUACGCCGACUUGGAGUGCCUGUUGCGACCUGUCGACGACGAGCGUGCGUACCAGCAGCACGAGCCAUUCAGUGUCGGCUACUACCUCAGAUGUAGUUUCGACGAUUCUCGUUCCGAGUAUAAGUGCUACAGGCAGAUAGACGAAGGCUCGCAAAGUUCAGCCUGGUGGUUCGUCAAGAGCCUGCAAGUUUUGACUGUAGAAUUGAAAGAGAUAUACAAGAACCCCAAACCUAUGAAUGCUCUCACUGCUUCGGAGAGAGAAGAGUUUGAGAGAGCUAGAGUCUGCCACAUCUGUCGGAAGCCAUUCUCAGCUAAGGACACGAAGGUCAAGGAUCAUUGUCACCUCACGGGAAGGUACAGAGGUCCAGCACACAAUAAGUGCAACAUCAACUACAACGACUCGAGAACCAUACCACGGGUGAUAUUCCACAACCUCAGCGGCUACGACUGUCAUCUCUUUAUCAAGGAGAAAGCAACCUGCUUCAAGGGUCGAGUGUCGCUUAUACCACAUACCAAGGAGCGAUACAUCUCCUUCUCCAAGUUUGUCGAGGGUACGGAAUUCAACAUCCGAUUCAUUGACUCUUACCGCUUCAUGGCAUCCAGUCUGGAGAAGCUCGCCUUCUACCUCGAGAAACUGAGCAUUGCAGAGGAGGAGUUCCAGCUGGAUUACACAACUGAUCAGACGGAGUUGUUGAAGAGGAAGGGGGUGUUCCCCUACGACUACAUCAGCUGCUUCGACAAGCUCAAAGAGACUGAGCUACCUACCAAGGAGGAAUUCUACAACAAACUGAAUGAUAGUUACAUCUCCGACGACGACUACGAACACGCCAAGGCUGUGUGGCAAGCCUUCGACAUCCAGACUCUUGGAGAAUACUCGGACCUGUAUCUCAAGACAGACGUGCUCCUUCACGCUGACGUCUUCGAGAACUUCAGGGACAACUGUCUCGAAGCUUACGGCCUCGACCCCGCAUACUACUACACCACCCCUGGCCUCACGUGGGACGCCAUGCUCAAGUAUACGAACAUUGAGCUCGAGCUGCUGACUGACGUCGACAUGCUCCUGUUUGUCGAAUGGGGCAUAAGAGGUGGUGUGAGUCAAUGCUCCAACCGUUACGCCAAGGCCAACAACCGAUACAUGGGAGAGACCUACAACGAGAUAGAGGAGUCCAAGUAUCUCGUCUACUACGACGUCAACAAUCUCUACGGUUGGGCGAUGCGGGAGUGUCUGCCAUACGGCGGCUUCAAGUGGGUCAACGUCGCCGUCGAGACGUCUGACUUUUUCCAAGUGCCAGACGAUCAUCCCGUGGGCUACAUUCUCGAGGUCGACCUCGAGUACCCUGAGGCACUUCACGACGCCCACAAGGACCUGCCCCUGUGUCCCGAGCGUAUGCCAGCUCCAGGCACCCGACAAGAGAAGCUGAUGACGACUCUCCACGACAAGGAGAGAUACGUCAUCCAUUAUCGUAGUCUCAAACAGGCUCUCAAGCAUGGGCUGCGACUGAAGAAGAUCCACAGAGUCUUGAAGUUCGACCAGAGGGUGUGGCUGCGAUCGUACAUCGAUUUGAACAGCGAGAAGAGGAAGCAGGCUAAGAACGACUUCGAGAAGCUCCUCUACAAGCUCUUCAACAACGCCAUAUAUGGAAAAACGAUGGAGAACGAGCGCAAGCGAAUAGACGUGAAGCUCGUCACAAAGUGGUGUGGGCGAUACGGUGCAGAAGCACUCGUAGCCAAGCCCAAUUUUCACAGCUGCUGCAUUUUCGAGGAGAAUCUCGUUGCCGUGGAACUUGCACGCACAGAGAUCACCGUGAGGAAACCCAUGUACAUCGGUCUCUGUGUGCUCGACUUAUCGAAGUCGCUCGUCUACGACUUCCACUACGAGUACAUACGAGACCGAGUGGGUGAUCGUUGCAAGCUCCUGUACACUGACACGGACAGCCUCGUGUACGAGGUAACGGAUCUAAACAUGUACGAGGCCAUGAGGCAGGAUAUCGACCACUUCGAUACAUCGGACUAUCCCGAGACGAAUCAGUUCGGCAUACCUCGUGCCAAUAAGGAAGUAGUCGGCCUCAUGAAGGACGAGUGUUGCGGCCGUGUCAUGACGGAGUUUGUGGGCUUGCGCAGCAAAAUGUACACCGUGAAGAACGAGGGCCAAGAUGUCAUCAAGAAGGCCAAGGGUGUGAAGGCUGACGUCUCGACUUCACGUUGUACGCAGCGAGAAGGAAAGCAAGAUAGCGCUGAGCCCACACGACAACAAGCGCUACCUCGUCCCCGGCGAGACGGACACACUGCCCUAGGGGCACUACGCCAUAUCGGAGGAGGAGCUCCUGAUGAAUCUUGUCGGGGCGCACGCGGACCCGCCAGCGCGCGCGAACCCGCCGCCCGAAGAAGUGGUGGGGACAGCCCUACAUAAGGCGGAGCGCCGCGGACCUGGCAUAAUUGAGUCGUCCGAAGAGCCAGAGAACAAGAGGUCUCGAAAGGAACAUUGAAUACCAUCUACGAGUUUGAUCAGAG
Nasonia vitripennis (jewel wasp) is the source of this 3849-nucleotide messenger RNA. RefSeq lists its product as uncharacterized. The transcript is spliced from 2 exons. Gene Ontology annotation, biological process: DNA replication. Gene Ontology annotation, molecular function: nucleotide binding; DNA-directed DNA polymerase activity; DNA binding. The record is from RefSeq and is a predicted model, not a curated record. NCBI's taxonomy places the organism in Eukaryota, Metazoa, Arthropoda, Insecta, Hymenoptera, Pteromalidae. The coding region runs from base 1571 to 3748 and encodes 725 amino acids.